Messenger RNA from Ipomoea nil (Japanese morning glory), 2206 nucleotides. Its product is annotated as ankyrin repeat-containing protein At5g02620-like. The record is from RefSeq and is a predicted model, not a curated record. The transcript has 4 exons. Gene Ontology annotation, molecular function: protein phosphatase regulator activity; protein phosphatase 1 binding. NCBI's taxonomy places the organism in Eukaryota, Viridiplantae, Streptophyta, Magnoliopsida, Solanales, Convolvulaceae. Gene Ontology annotation, cellular component: plasma membrane. Bases 486 to 2117 code for a protein of 543 amino acids.
GGAUUCUAAUGUAUUCAAACCCAUGGGUCAUCUUCAUCAUGACCAACUUUACAAGAAAAAGUCUCCAUUUUUAACUCAGGAGCUUUCAGAGUGGCACUGUGAUUUUCAGACACUUUAUUAUACUAUAUACGUGUGAUUCUUGAUUUAUUUUUAUGUGGUGAAUAGCAGCAUAAAGGUGCAGUUUUUGCCAAGGUGAAUUCAUCUUUUUUACUUUUUUCCAGUAAAUUUACAGUGGUUUUAGUUGUGCGCCAUUGAUAUAUAAUCUGCCACUGGGAUAAAGGAAAGACCUUCAGAUCUUCAACUGGGUUUAGAGUAUAAAUAUGCAAUCAAGAGUUUUGAUGUGAUGAACAAUGUUGUUGGCAAGGCAUUCAAGAUUUCAUUUUUUGACUCUGUUGGAGGUAAAGAAUGCGAUUCUUGAUCUGGGUAUUUGAGGGGAGAAAAGAGGGUUUGUGUUAAAGCUUAGGAGGAGAGUUUUAGGCUAAUUGAUGGAUAGGACGGAGGCGGCGGCGGAGCCACCCGUUGGCCGGAAAAAGAUGACGAAGCAGUUGACCGGAAAGCGAGAGGAUACGGCCUUGCAUUCUGCAGCAAGAGCCGGGAACAUUGCUUCUAUGAAAGAGAUAGUUCAAAACUCUGGAGAAGAAGAAUUGGCAGAGGUGUUAGUGAAGCAAAAUUCCGCCGGAGAAACAGCCUUAUAUGUGGCGGCCGAGUACGGCUAUGUUGAUUUGGUCGGAGAAAUGAUCAAGUAUUACGACCUUGUGGCUGCCGGAAUCAAAGCCAAGAACGGCUUUGACGCCCUCCACAUUGCUGCAAAACAAGGAGAUUUAGAUGUUGUGAAGGUUCUAAUGGAGGCUCACCCGGAGCUGUCGAUGACGGUGGACGUGUCGAAUACCACGGCGUUGCACACGGCUGCGACGCAAGGGCACAUAGAGGUGGUGAACUAUCUACUGGAGCGAGAGAGCAGCUUGGCAGCCAUAGCUAAAAGCAAUGGCAAAACAGCCUUGCAUUCUGCAGCCAGAAACGGGCAUUUACAGGUUGUGAAGGCGAUUUUGAGUAAAGAACCCGGGCUGGCUAACAGGGUGGAUAAAAAGGGGCAGACAGCUCUUCACAUGGCAGUCAAGGGCCAAAAUCUUGGACUGGUGGAGGAGCUCAUCACAUCUGAUCCUUCAUCCAUAAACACUGUAGAUAACAAAGGGAAUACAUAUUUGCACAUAGCAACUCGAAAAGGCCGAGCUAAGAUUGUUAAGCUGUUGUUAGACCAGAGGCAAAUAGAUACAGUAAUGGUGAAUAGGUCAGGUGAGACAGCACUUGACACAGCAGAGAAAAUGGGGCAAUCUGAUGUGGCUGCAAUGCUGCAGGAGCAUGGGGUUCAGAGUGCUAAAGCUAUCAAGAAGCCUAAAGUGACGAAUCCAGCCAAGGAAUUGAAGCAAACCGUGAGCGACAUAAAGCACGAAGUUCACAACCAGUUAGAGCACACGCGACAGACCAGAAGACGCAUCCAAGGGAUCGCGAAACGCCUGAACAAGAUGCACACCGAAGGCCUAAACAACGCGAUCAACUCGAACACGGUUGUGGCAGUGCUGAUAGCCACUGUGGCCUUUGCCGCCAUCUUCACUGUCCCGGGGCAAUACGCUGAUAAUCCUCUCAACGUCCCCCCGGGGCUGUCCCUGGGAGAAGCCAACAUAGCGCCACAGGCCCCGUUCAUAAUCUUCCUGGUUUUCGACUCCAUUGCUCUAUUCAUAUCCCUGGCUGUCGUGGUGGUUCAGACCUCGGUUGUAGUGAUCGAAAGCAAGGCGAAGAAGCAGUUGAUGGCCGUGAUAAACAAGCUAAUGUGGCUGGCUUGUGUGCUCAUAUCGGUCGCCUUCUUGGCUCUGUCAUUCGUGGUCGUUGGAAAGAAAGAAAGAUGGAUGGCAAUAGUGGUGACAGUAAUAGGCACAACCAUCUUGGCUACCACUCUGGGCACAAUGUGUUAUUGGGUGAUUAUGCAUAGAAUUGAGUCUGCAAACAAGAAGACCAUCCAAAUGAACUCUCAACACAGCAGAUCCAGGUCCUUCUCUGUAUCAGCUCUUUCAGAUUCUGAAAUUCUCAACAAUGAUUUCAGGAAAAUGUAUGCUAUAUAAUCAUCAUCAUCAUCAUCACUGCCCCAAACAUCAUUUAUGUAUAUAUCUCAUCUCUCUUGACUGCUCACUUUGCUUAAUCAACUUUGUUC